GAUUAUUUAGGGAUUCCCACAAUUUUAUCGAUCGAGGAAGGAGAAGUUGUAUCGAGUCGAUUGAAAAUGUAUUUGGUGGAGAGUAAAGGAGGUGCAAUAGCUUGUAUGCUGUUAGCUUUGUUUUUCUUGGGCACAUGGCCUGCUAUAUUGACGCUUCUCGAAAGGAGGGGCCGUCUCCCCCAACACACUUAUCUCGACUACACGAUCACAAAUCUACUGGCUGCUGUUAUCAUUGCUUUCACGUUCGGUGAAAUAGGAAAUGGCACGAUCGAGAAGCCGAAUUUCUUGAAUCAGCUUUCUCAGGAUAAUUGGCCGAGUGUAAUGUUUGCAAUGGCUGGUGGGAUUGUAUUGAGCCUCGGAAAUCUGGCGACGCAAUAUGCGUGGGCGUUCGUCGGUUUGUCGGUGACUGAAGUGAUUACGUCGAGUAUAACCGUUGUAAUAGGGACAACUUUGAAUUAUUUCUUGGAUGACAAAAUCAACAAAGCCGAGAUUCUUUUUCCCGGUGUUGGUUGUUUUCUGAUUGCUGUUUGUUUUGGUUCGGCUGUUCAUUCGUCCAACGCAGCAGAUAAUAAAAAGAAGCUCACUACUUUCUCCGAUGAUACUAAAGAUGGCGAAAUGACAAACGAUGCUCAUGCCUCGGAAACAUACGCAAAAAAGGAUCUGGAGAAUGGAAGUGCUUCCAAUGAGAAGGCAAAGUUCGGGACCGCACAUUUCCUCAUUGAGCUCGAGAACAAAAGGGCAAUUAAGGUUUUUGGGAAGGGCACUUUGAUCGGGUUGUCGAUAACUUUCUUCGCGGGAUUUUGCUUCUCUCUCUUCAGCCCAGCUUUCAACCUCGCCACUAACGAUCAAUGGAACACAUUAAAAAACGGAGUUCCACACUUGAGCGUAUACACUGCAUUCUUCUACUUCUCGGUUUCUUGCUUUGUGUUAGCUAUAAUUCUCAACAUCACCUUCUUGUAUAAGCCCGUUUUGAAUCUGCCCAAAUCAUCGAUAAAGGCUUAUUUAUCGGACUGGGAGGGUAGAUGGUGGGCCCUACUGGCCGGGCUCUUGUGCGGGUUCGGAAACGGGCUUCAGUUCAUGGGCGGUCAAGCCGCUGGCUAUGCUGCAGCUGAUGCUGUUCAGGCACUUCCGCUAGUGAGCACGUUUUGGGGUGUACUUUUGUUCGGAGAGUACAGAAGAUCGUCGAGGAAAACAUACGUACUUUUAAUUGGCAUGUUGUCGAUGUUUAUUGUUGCUGUUGGAGUUCUUAUGGCUUCGUCGGGUCACAGGAAGUAGUUUCUCUUGGAUGCGAAAGAAUGUUUAAAGAUUAAAAAAACAAACAAACGUGUACUUGUUUAGGGUUGAUUCGUUUCGGUAACACAUAAAAUAAGUUGUAUAGGAAGUUGUAUUAGUUGUUCUUGGCAUUAAUCGAUUAGUCGGUUUUUAUUUGUAAAGAAACCAAUAAUCUCGUAAAUAUCUUUGUUGUUGUUGUUGCCUA
This is a messenger RNA of Erythranthe guttata (spotted monkey flower), 1477 nucleotides long. Lineage: Eukaryota; Viridiplantae; Streptophyta; Magnoliopsida; Lamiales; Phrymaceae. The record is from RefSeq and is a predicted model, not a curated record.